Molecule: messenger RNA, 1358 nt
Organism: Annulohypoxylon maeteangense
Lineage: Eukaryota; Fungi; Ascomycota; Sordariomycetes; Xylariales; Hypoxylaceae
Product: TAP42-like protein
Exons: 1
Coding region: 186-1274 (362 amino acids)
Biological process (GO): regulation of signal transduction; regulation of dephosphorylation
Cellular component (GO): cytosol
Molecular function (GO): protein phosphatase 2A binding
Source: RefSeq, a predicted model, not a curated record
GUUUUAAUCUCGUCACUCAUCUCAUCUAUGAAAAUAUUUCAACUUUCAACGUACCGACUUCACGCUGAAGGAAAGUUAGCUUGUUCUUAUUUUCAUACCGAUUAAGACGCUUCCUUGUCUCGUUCACUUCCAAGGGCACCCCUCUCAUAUUACCGUACCUUACUACCGCAAAUGAUUCUAUAGUCAUGAGUCAGGAACCGAGGACACUAAAAUCCGCUUUCCAGGCCGCUGAGAAAAAAAGGAUAGCACUGGAGGGUACUUAUGAGACGAGCUUACCUGUCUACCAGGAAGAACUAGCCGAAGCUUUAAAUCUGUACCACGAAUGCAUUCAGAUCAUCAAUAAGAUUUCCUUAUUCAGUUCUAACGAAGAACUUGAGGAUGUCGCUACAUCUGAUCUCCCUUAUUUGCUAGUUAAUUAUCGCAUCGCCGAAUUACUUCAAAAAGCCUCAACACCAACCCCCUUAGGAAGAAAGACGGCGCUGAGGACGACUCGGGAGGCGUAUGAACAAUUUCUCCAUCUUCUUGACAACUAUUCGAUAUUAUCAUCAUCAGAAAGCAAGCUCUUUACUGAAUACAAUGAAGACCCCACAGCCUUCUCUACAAUAUCAACUGCCGACCCCGCGGUUAGACGGAAUGCUAAGAUAGCCAACUUCAAGAUGGAAAAGGAGUUGAAGAACAAGCUAGCGUACAUGCAAAACUCACCACGAUACUUGGAGGAUGGGGGAGAUGAAGAAGCUGUCCGUGAACUGUAUCUCACAAACAUCGCUUUCUGCACACAUAUGGCAUUCCAAGGCCUGGAGGGUAUCAAUCGGGAGAUGGAAAUAUUAGCGCAAGCGCCGAUUCCAUUGAUGCAGACAGAAUCGACGGUCGAAGACGAUGAGCGCCGUCGUAGGGCGUCGCUCAACAACGAAACAAACUCGGAGAGAUUAGAUCGACCCCUGAACAGUUUCCUGUCUUCAAACAAAGGCCCAAUUCUCAGCAAAGAAGGGAAGCCGUUGCGACCGUUUACCCUCACCUCUAAUCGACAAGAACUUCAGAGAGGUGUAUUUCGCCCUGGACAUAAUCUUCCUACCAUGAGUAUCGACGAGUACCUAGACGAAGAGCGAAGAAGAGGAAACAUCAUCGAGGGUGGUGGAGAGGCUAGCGGGAGACAGCCAGAGCCAGACGAAGAUAAUAUCGAGAAGGCGGAUGCUGAAACGAUGAAGGCACGAGAGUGGGAUGAGUUCAAGGAAGAGAACCCUCGAGGAAGUGGAAAUACGCUGAACAGAGGUUAAGAAAAUUUUGACAGUACAAUGACUGUAAUAUCCUGUGGCUUCAAUAUAACUACAUAAAGUAGUAGUCAUACAAUGAAAGGCGAC